UCCCGCCGCCCUGGGUCACCUUCUCACGGGCUGGCACCGGCGCGCAGGUGCUUUUCGACACCGACCGGAGAGACCCCGCGCCCAGCCCUGUCGGGGGGGCCAGGUGCCACGGCCGAGGGGCAGGGCUGAGGCCUCCGCGAGCCCCCUGGCCGGUCCCGGGGGCGGUGCUUUGCGCGCUGGCCCCCGGGGCUCCUCCCCUCUCUGCGGGCUCAGUCGCCUUUUGGCCAGGCAAGUUAAUCACCGCGGCCCAAUGACGACAGGCCCGACCUUUCCCGCCCAGGACCCAGAGAGACAACCGAGGGGGAGCCCGAGGCGGUUUCACUGCUGUGGCCGCUGCAGCAACAGCUCCCCAGCUCCCCAGACACCAGUCCACCUCGGCUUUCCCCAGCGCCUGGCCCUCCGAGACGGCACCUAACAACGGGCGCCCGCAUCUGGACUUCGCUGGUGAGAUACUUUGUAUCCGAAGGCUCAGGACCCAGGACCACCGAGGUCGCUGGGACGCAGGAACUAGGGAACAUGGGAACUGGAGUCCCUGCCUCGGAGCAGACCAGCUGUGCCAAAGGGGAUCCACAGGUUUAUUGCCCUGGAGAUACUGGAAGCACUGAGGCCGUACAAGUUACAGACAGCAAAAGCCCUGAGGUCAGUCGACCACAAAAUGACCGGGGCAACCACAAUCAGGACGACUCUGGACAGCUGAUGGCUUCCUAUGAGGGUAAAGCUAAGGGCUACAAAGUGCCUCCCUUUGGCUGGCGCAUCUGCUUGGCUCAUGAGUUUGCAGAGAAGAGGAAACCCUUUAAUGCCAACAACAUCUCCCUAAGCAACCUGAUAAAGCAUCUGGGCAUGGGCCUUCGGUACUUGCAGUGGUGGUACCGGAAGACCCAGGUGGAGAAGAAGACACCUUUCAUCGACCUCAUCAAUUCUGUACCCCUGAGACAGAUCUAUGGUUGUCCCUUGGGUGGCAUUGGGGGAGGCACUAUCACCCGAGGCUGGAGAGGCCAGUUCUGUCGUUGGCAGCUUAAUCCUGGAAUGUACCAGCACCAGACAGUCAUCGCUGACCAAUUCACAGUGUGCUUGCGCCGGAAAGGGCAGACAGUGUACCAGCAAGUCCUGUCUGUGGAGCGCCCAAGUGUCCUGCGCAGCUGGAACUGGGGUCUGUGUGGCUACUUUGCAUUCUACCACGCCCUCUAUCCCCGAGCCUGGACUGUCUAUCAGCUUCCUGGCCAGAAUGUCACCCUCACCUGCCGCCAGAUCACACCCAUCUUGCCCCAUGACUACCAGGACAGCAGCCUUCCUGUAGGAGUUUUUGUGUGGGAUGUGGAAAAUGAAGGGGACGAAGCCCUGGAAGUGUCCAUCAUGUUCUCCAUGCGGAAUGGACUUGGGGAUGGAGAUGAUGCCUCAGGGGGCUUGUGGAACGAGCCCUUCUGUCUGGAGCGUGAUGGGGAGACUGUUCAGGGACUGCUGCUGCAUCAUCCAGCCCUUCCAAAUCCCUACACCAUGGCUGUGGCUGCACGACUCACAGCAGAGACCACGGUAACUCAUGUCACAGCCUUUGACCCUGAUGGCACUGGGCAGCAGGUGUGGCAAGAUCUACUCCAGGAUGGACAGCUGGACUCCCCUGCUGGGCAAAGCACCCCCUCACAGAAGGGAGUAGGCAUCGCUGGGGCUGUGUGUGUCAUGGGCAAGCUGCCGCCUCGAGGCCGGUGCCAACUGGAGUUCUCACUGGCUUGGGACAUGCCCAGAAUCAUGUUUGGAGCUAAGAGCCAAGUCUAUUACAGGCGGUACACAAGGUUUUUUGGCCCAGAUGGUGAUGCUGCCCCAGCCCUUAGCCACUAUGCACUGUGCCAAUACGCAGACUGGGAAGAGAAGAUCUCGGCUUGGCAGAGCCCGGUACUGGAUGACAGAUCCUUGCCUGCCUGGUACAAAUCUGCACUGUUCAAUGAACUAUACUUCCUGGCUGAUGGAGGCACAGUCUGGCUAGAAGUUCCUGAGGACUCCUUGCCAGAGGAGCUGGUGGAGAGCAUGUGUCAGCUCCGCCCCAUCCUACGAGAGUAUGGCCGAUUUGGCUACCUUGAAGGCCAGGAAUAUCGCAUGUACAACACGUACGAUGUUCACUUCUAUGCUUCCUUCGCCCUCGUCAUGCUCUGGCCCAAACUCGAGCUCAGUCUGCAGUAUGACAUGGCUCUGGCCACUCUCAGUGAGGACCUGACCCGGCGACGGUACCUGAUGAGUGGGGUAGUGGCACCUGUGAAAAGGAGGAACGUCAUCCCCCAUGAUAUUGGAGACCCAGAUGAUGAGCCAUGGCUCCGGGUCAAUGCAUAUGUGGUCCACGAUACUGCUGACUGGAAGGACCUGAACCUGAAGUUUGUGCUGCAGGUUUAUCGGGACUAUUACCUCACUGGUGAUCAGGUCUUCCUCAGAGACAUGUGGCCUGUGUGUCUGGCGGUGAUGGAGUAUGAAAUGAAGUUUGACAAGGACCAAGAUGGACUCAUUGAGAAUGGAGGCUAUGCAGACCAGACCUAUGAUGGAUGGGUCACCACGGGCCCCAGUGCUUACUGUGGAGGACUGUGGCUGGCAGCUGUGGCUGUGAUGGUCCAGAUGGCUGCUCUAUGUGGAGUACAGGACAUCCAGGAUAAGUUUUCUUCCAUCCUUAGCCGGGGCCAAGAAGCCUACGAGAGACUGCUAUGGAAUGGCCGCUAUUACAACUAUGACUGCAGCCCUCUGCCUCAGGCCUGUAGCAUCAUGUCUGACCAGUGUGCUGGCCAGUGGUUCCUAAGGGCCAGUGGCCUAGGAGAAGGAGACACGGAGGUAUUCCCUACCCCACAUGUGGUCUGUGCUCUCCAAACCAUCUUCGAGUUCAAUGUCCAGGCCUUUGCAGGAGGAGCCAUGGGGGCUGUGAAUGGGAUGCAGCCCCAUGGUGUCCCCGAUAGAUCUAGUGUACAGUCUGAUGAAGUCUGGGUGGGUGUGGUCUACGGGCUGGCAGCCACCAUGAUCCAGGAGGGCCUCACCUGGCAGGGCUUCCAGACAGCUGAGGGCUGCUACCGUACUGUGUGGGAGCGCCUGGGCCUGGCCUUUCAGACCCCCGAGGCAUACUGCCAGCAGCGGGUAUUCCGCUCGCUGGCCUACAUGCGGCCACUGAGCAUCUGGUCCAUGCAGCUGGCCCUGCAGCAGCAGCAGCAGCAGCAGAAAAAGGCCUCCAGGCCAACUGCCAAAUGGGGCACAGGACGAAGCACCAGGCCUGAAUGUGGACCAAAGGAAACCAUAGCAAACCUGAGCCCAGAGUCUCCUGCAACCCUGAGCCACCAGGACAAUCACACCCCUUCCCUUCUCACCACUCAACUGCACCAGUAAAGAGGGGUUGAGGGUGACCCAAGCAUCAAAAUUACUUAUUUAUUUCUUUGCUCACCCCAUUCCUUCUCAAUGCAUGAAAUGCUCAAGGAGGUCAGUUAAUUCCCUAGGUUGAUUCAUGGGUAAAGAAACAUACACAGGUAGAAAUAAAAGACCCAGAAAGCCG
Molecule: messenger RNA, 3511 nt
Organism: Manis pentadactyla (Chinese pangolin)
Lineage: Eukaryota; Metazoa; Chordata; Mammalia; Pholidota; Manidae
Gene: GBA2
Product: glucosylceramidase beta 2
Exons: 18
Coding region: 517-3348 (943 amino acids)
Biological process (GO): carbohydrate metabolic process; glucosylceramide catabolic process; central nervous system development
Cellular component (GO): membrane
Molecular function (GO): glucosylceramidase activity; beta-glucosidase activity
Source: RefSeq, a predicted model, not a curated record